Molecule: messenger RNA, 2895 nt
Organism: Nelumbo nucifera (sacred lotus)
Lineage: Eukaryota; Viridiplantae; Streptophyta; Magnoliopsida; Proteales; Nelumbonaceae
Source: RefSeq, a predicted model, not a curated record
AUUAGUUGAAGAAUAAAAAUAUGUUACUCCAUUACCCCUCUUCAGAAGUAACAACAGAAUACACCGACAAAUACAGAGAAUCUAUACUACUUGCCACUUUGCAAAAUGAUGUUAAGGCCGGGCAUUCCAGAAUGGAAUAAAUAUCUCUAGAAUCAGCUUCCUGACACAUUUCCCAUGCUUCUUCCACCUCGCACCCUCCGUUUCUACGUCACACAUUGCGCUUGCAUGAACUCUGAACAGAGACAGACAGAAACGAAAAGCAACUUCAACGGGUCUUUACUCUUUAGAUGUUGCUGUGUAUGUGCUAUCAUGUGAAGCAAUAAAAAUGCUAUCUGUGCCUGUGCAAUAUUAGAAAACCAGAGAGGCAACACGAGAGAGAGAUGGCGAUCAAUAAGGGAAAUGGCAAUAGUAGAGGGAGGCCAUAUGCGAUGAUGCUGAUUCUGGCGUUUGGGGCGGCAAUGUUGGGGGUGAUGCUGCUUCACAAGCUCAGGGAGAGACGCGUUUUCAACCUCCUCGUCCAGGACAAGGACCGUCAGAUCAUGUCUCUUGAGCUCCUUUUACAGGUAUCAUCACUAUCACCAGUUCACUACAGCCAUCAACAUCCACUUCCACUAAACAACCCAAUUGGGUCAGACACUGUAUUAGUGGACUAUGGAUUCGUCUAGAUAACCUCUUUUGGGUUGCACGCUCCUCUCCCCUCCCUUGAAGAGGAACACAGAACCCUGGAAUUAGCACUAGAGGAGAAGCAGAAUGAGAUUAAAACUCUGAGAGCAAAGGAGACAGACUCAACCAAGGAGAAUCCUCAAGUAAUAGCCCUAACAGAACUCUUGAAGAAGAAAGAAGCCGAAAUUGAGGAAAUGAAGCACCAUCUUGAUAACAAUGCUCAUAUCUGGUCAGUAAGCAUUGAUGAUCCAUCAAGUCUGCCUAUAAAUCUAACCACAAGGAACAUCGUUGGUGAGGAUCAAAACGAGAAUGGUGAGACAAAGUUGGAUGGUGCCAUUGCUGAAGAGGGGCAACUUCAAGAAUCCAUGAAUACCAAAGAUGAUCAGAAUUCAACAAGAUAUGAUGACCAGAUCGAAAAUGGAAAGAACAGUACAUUUGAGGCAGAAAUUCCUAGAGAAGGGCAGUUGCAAAAGCUGGAAAACAAUGGAAAUGGUGAAAGUUCUAAACAAAUUGGUGAUAAGAGUACAGAAGAGAGUCAAGUAAAUGGAGAAACUGCACGAGACAGGAAGUCUAAUAACCCGGAAGAUUUUCAGCAUGGUGAAUUUUUGGGAGCAAGUAACAGAUCCAUGAAUAACAUAAAUGCAGUGAACGGUGUUGGAAAUUCUAAUGAUUCUCAAGUUUUUGAAACCAAAGAUGAAUAUGGUGAUUCAAAAGCAAUGGACAGUAAAAAACAUGGUAGCAUAAAAUUGGAAAAACUCAAUCACUCUCUAAAUGGUGAAGGUUCCAGAGCGCGAGUAACACAUGGCUUCAGAAGGAAAAUGAAGGCCAAGAGAUGGAGAAUGACUUCUGAAGGAGGGCUGAAAAAGUAUGAAGAUCUUGAGGAUGGUAAAGGUGCAAAAUUGAAGGGUAGAUCCUUUACUAAAGAUGUAGCAAAAAUUGACAAACAGAUGCUGUUAUUAAGAGAGGGGAAUUUGCAAAAGCUUGUGAGCCACCAAUAUUAUAAAGGUCUUAACAUGAGAGAAGCACAUACAAUCCAUCAAGAUGGGAAUGAUGACAUAAUUCUGCAUGAAAAUGUCAAACUACUAAAGCCACAGACUUUUCUUUAUGGAGAGGGGUUAAUUAGAAAUGUCAAUGGUGAGGCUAGUGGAGGUACUACAAAUGCACUUGAACAAGCAGAGGACCAUGCAGUUGAAAGACAAAUAGACAUUAGAGCUGAAACCAAGGAGCUAAUGGAAAUGAAGAGCCAGAAAAUAUAUGAGGCUGCACUUGCUCAUGAAAAAGAAAUAGCUGAUACCAAAUCUGAUGCAUCCAGUGACAUUGAUCGUGAGUUCAAAGAAGUUGAUGAUGAACCUAAAAGCAUGGAGAAACCGAAUUCUAGAUGAUAAUCAUGGACUUGUCUUGCUAUAACAAAGUUAUAAAUGUCUACAUUUCGUUUUCCUUUUUUUUUGUUUUGUUUUUAUUUGGUCAUUGUUAAACAGGGUUGCAGCUUAGUGAAUGUUAAUGGCAAAUAGGUGUGAAACCUACUGAUUUGUGCAAAUUUCUACCUUGGUCUAGUCUAAUACUGGCCCGAUUAUAUUUGCUGUUUAACGAGGCUGUCAUGAUAUUGAUGAGUAUAUAUACUGUAAACACAAGAAAAGGUACACAAGCACUUUACUCUUGCUAUUAAUCUGGUGUUUAUAAUAAGUGGACUGCAUUUUGUGGUGGGCAAACAAUGAAAACGCUCAAACGAAAAACAAAAAAGAGCGUUCCAACACCUCAAUACUUGUGAAUAACAGCACUAACCAUUUUUCACGCGUGUCCGUUUUUAAUCAGGGGGUCGGAGGAAGUACUAGCAACAACAGAUGUGAACUUCACAUCUUUAUUGCAUUAUUUUCAACAGGAGAGGGCCUAAUGUCAAGCAAGGCUAGUAAUCUUCCCCGAGUGCCAAGCAUAAGUAAAAACAGGCAACGGGGGCCUCGGCUUCCCAAGGCUAAAUGAAAGCUACUUGAUCUUUCAGGCAGCAAAACUUAGAAGAAAUACAAAAGCCACUACAAACCAACCUUUCAUUCCAUUCAAACAAGACCCAAACUCAGUCAUAUUGAUGAAUUUUAACACCUAGGUAUAACACAAAAAGCUUUGUAUUGGUUUACCGGAUUUAAAGAGAUGCAAAGAAAAGGUUCUCGGCAUUUUAUCACAGAAACUCAUGAAAGUCAUGUACAGAUAAAGUGGCUCGUUUGAAAAAAAAAAAAAAAA